AGAAGAAGCCUUAUUUUAAAAACAGUUUCAAAACAUGGUGAAAAUACGUAAAGCGAAAGGUAAAAUAUGGGCUAAAAGGCAGAGCUGCUCUUCAAAUCCAUCGAUCAGCUCACACCGAGAUGCUGCUAAACGUGGUUUUCGAGAAGAGGGUCAAGCUAGAUCGAAUCUCACCGUAGAAGCCAUUGCAAGACACAAUGAACACGAUGAUGACGAGGAUGUUAUCUUGGAUGAGGUUGAGACGACGGGAAAGUCCGAUGGCAAUUUCAGUAUCAGUGGUUUAACUGACUGCUCCAAUUCGACAUUUUCUAUUGUUUUGAAAAGGUUUUGGCAGUCACCCGGCGCUAACCAUAGAGAAAUUUGUGCAGUUUUGGCUGCUGUCACUGAGGUGAUAAGGAAAAAUAAUGGCAAAGAAACAGAGACAGAAUACUUUGCUGCCUUGAUGACUGCCCUAGAGAAGACUGAUGAUGAAAGUUCUUUGUCAGCUAUAUCAUUUCUUUUAUCAUUGGUGAUAAAAAGGGUUCCACGAUCAAUUUUGCAAGUAAAAUUUUCAGCAGUUUGUCAAGCAGUUCUGACCAUUUUGUCAGCCAAAGUAGAUUCUGCAUCCACAGCACUUUUGAAAAAUCUUCUCGCAUGUUUGUCAACAGCUCUAAAAGCACAAGAAGCCACAGUUUGGUCUAACUCGUCAACUUUGAAGUCUUUUCAAGGAUUACUGAGUUUUACAGUCCACUCAAAGCCCAAGGUGAGAAAGUGUGCACAAGAAUCUGUUGCUUCUAUAAUCAAUUACAAUGAUGAGAAUGCUGAGUUUCACCCUGCUUGUUUGACUGCAUCAAAAUUCUGUAUCCAAGAGCUGGAGCAAUACAAAGGCUCGUCACAAGCAAUUUCUGCUCUUCACAUCCUUGGUCUAUUGAAAAGCACAAUUUCAAACUUUUCCAGCCAGACAGUAAAAAUGAUUUGUGAGUCUUUGUUGAAGUUAAUGACCAUGGGGAAUAUUAUGCUGUCAAUGAACUGCAUGCAAGUACUUUACAGAUUGUUUCAAGAUAAGCCUUCUACUUCAACUUUGAAUGUCAAAUUAAAUGGACAGUUGAUUAAUGCUUUGUUUGACUACCAGCCAAAUGCAGUUGAUGAACAGCAAGCUGUUGCUUGGCUGACACUCAUGGAAAAAGCUUACAGUAACUUUCAAAGGCUUGAUCCCAGCUCGUGUGCUGACUCGUGUGUGAAACUUUUCGCUUCUUGCAUGACAUUUUUACUGUCACAUCAUUCUGUGGUCAAAAACACUGCUGGCACUACAAUGAAGUUUCUUCUACAAGAAUGUAUUUCACCGAUGUCACAACAACUCUGUUUGGGAUUAGAGAGUAAAGAUACAUCAGUCUCUCCUGUUUUGGCAAUACUGAAGUGUCUGGAGUCUGGUAUAAAACUGAGAUAUCAAGGAUCGUGGAGGAUAAUAAUUGAUGUUAUCAGUAAAUUUUUUGAAUUAUUUGGCAAACUGUGUCCGGAAAGGUUGACAAAAUGCUUGGUCUCCCUGUGUAAUUUACAUAACAGUCCAGGUAUUCAAUGUCGUCGAGAGCUGGAAAAGACGGUUGGAAUGGCAUUUCGAGUGAUGGGACCGAAAUUUGUCUUGCAAGUCGUUCCUUUGGAUUUGGACAAAGACGCAAAUAUUUGCGAGUUUCCUCGUAGCUGGCUGCUGCCCGUUAUGAGAGACCAUAUUCAAGAGACUGAAAUGAUUUUCUUUUUCAAAACAUUCCUACCUCUUGCCGAUUCUCUACGGGAAAAAGCGGAGAAACUCAAGGCAAACAAAAGUGAUCUGGAGGCUAAAGUCUUUACAACAUUAAGUUUGCAGAUUUGGGAUACUUUGCCAUCGUUUUGUACGAAACCGACCGAUUUACUGCAGAGUUUCAAGUCAGUAGCGAAAACCCUUGGGUCUUUAUUGAAUGAAAGAGAUGAUCUUCGAGGAAGAAUAUGUCAAGCUAUUCGGCUGCUUGUAUCAAGAAAUCUAGACAAUGAGGAGUACGUCAAAGAAUUGUCAAGAUAUGCAAAGAACUAUUUGCCGAUAUUGUUCAACCUUUAUACAGCGUGUGAGGAGAAAAACGAUUCAGUUUCCUUGCCUAUUUUGGGAACUUUAAAGACCUAUUUACAAAUCACGGACAAGAAGCUGGUUGAACAGUUUUUCAAAAAAGCCUUCGACAGAGUGAAAUCUACUGACACGCCCUCAGCUAAAAAGCAUAUGCUGAUGGACUUAAUCAUUGCAAUGGUUCAAUAUCUGAACGAUGAAGAUCUUGAAGUCUUGUAUGGGACAAUAGAACAAUGGCUUAAGGCUAAAGAUUCAAAACUUCAAAAGAAAUCGUACAGAAUUUUGGAAGAGAUUUGUUGUGCAGGAUCCGCUGAAGAAUACUUUCUUUCUCAUGUUGAGGACAUCCAAAAGGUCAUGGAGGAAAGUUUAAACGUGGCCUCGUCAGUUUCCAAAGCGCCCCGACUUCGUUGUUUAAUACAAAUUGUUAAGAAAGUACAGCCGGGACAAGAAAUGUUUCUCAAUACAAUUAUCCCAGAGGUCAUUCUCUCAACAAGAGAAGUCAACUCGAAGGCAAGGUCUGCAUCUUUAAAACUGUUGGUUCAAAUUGCUGAAACGUACAUUCGUUGCUCACAGCAAAGUACCGAAGCUUGUAUUGAUACAUUUUUGGGCACAUUAGUCGCUGGGUUUGGAGGCUCGCCAAACAUGGUCAGCGGUACUAUCAUCGCCAUGUCAAAAAUUCUAUAUGAAUACAAAGGUCGUUAUACAGCGAAAGUUUUGAAUCAGCUCAUUGAAACCACAACUAAUUUGUUACAAUCAAACAAGCGAGAAAUUGUGAAGUCAGCUCUCGGUUUCUUUAUGGUCGCCCUACGUGUUACAAGUUCUGAAGAAUUUUCACCCUACCUAAAAAACUUGGUCUCAGGUCUUGUAAAUUGGAGCGAUGAAAGCCGAAAUAAGUUUCGUUUCAAAGCUCAAGUGUUGUUCGAACGACUCAUUAGAAAAUACGGAUAUAAAGUCAUUUAUGAUUUGGUUCCAGAAGAACAUCGCAAAUUCGUACGCAAUAUACAUAAGCGAGUAGAAAGAGGAAAACGCAAGAAGGUGGAAGGUCAUAGCCACAGCGAGUUAUACAAACUGAAGGAAAAGAGCGGUCAUAUUGAUAGUUAUGAAGAUCUAAUGUUUGGGUCUGAUGAUGAUGAAGAUGAUGCUGAAAACGAUAAAUCUUCACUGCAUAAGAAUAAAAAUUUAAAGAAAAAGUCAAUCCCUAAAGCUUUUAUACAAGAGAGCGAACCUGACGAACCGUUGGAUUUACUCAGCUCCAACAUUUCUCAGCAUAUAACAGCAACGGCACCAUUGACGAGGCGCUCUAAAGAUUCUGGAUUUGAAUUAACCGAAGAUGGACGCUUGAUUAUUCCUGAUGAAAAUGAAACAAACACGAAGAAAUCUGAAAUUCCUUCAGGUUCGUCCAUUCUUCGUGAAGAUAUGGAAUUGGAACCUUCUUCGGUAUUGGCGGACAAACGGAAGAGAGUUGUAUCAGAUGAUGGAACAGAAGAAGCAGUAGUUGGUAAAAAGUCGAAAUUUAACGAAGAUUUUGGAGAAGAAUAUAGGGCCAAGAAAGCCGGUGGUGAUAUGAAGAAGAAAGGCAAACCAGAUCCUUAUGCUUACCUUCCUCUCAAUACAAAUGUCUUAAAUAAAAGGAAACGGGCGAAACUUACAGGACAGUUUAAAGGAAUUGUUAAAGGAGUGAAAAGAGGUUCUCAGAAAUCGAAGAAAUUUCAGAAAAGAAAAUAAACUCGCAUCUGUGUUUUAAAAUCGUAUGUGUUGGUUGGCUGGUGGUUCAAGUCCAACUAAGAAAUCAAUAAAUUAUUUCUACUAUAGUA
Messenger RNA from Xenia sp. Carnegie-2017, 3882 nucleotides. Its product is annotated as RRP12-like protein. Bases 35 to 3793 code for a protein of 1252 amino acids. The transcript has 39 exons. NCBI's taxonomy places the organism in Eukaryota, Metazoa, Cnidaria, Anthozoa, Malacalcyonacea, Xeniidae. The record is from RefSeq and is a predicted model, not a curated record.